Parascedosporium putredinis is the source of this 1242-nucleotide messenger RNA. NCBI's taxonomy places the organism in Eukaryota, Fungi, Ascomycota, Sordariomycetes, Microascales, Microascaceae. The record is from the annotation of a GenBank genome assembly.
AUGGCAAAGGUCCGACUGAGGAUACCAAGCCCACAUCGUAAACGACAACGAUUGAACGGCGAUCGGUUCAUACCCACAAGAUCUGGUCAAGAUUUACAGGCUAGCUUCAGUCUUCUUCACGAGGACGGGUCUCCAGCAACACCCCCAAGACAAAAGAAAAGGACCCCUCAUGGCGAGCUCCACUUCCAAAAGACUGAGGAGGCCAAUCGCACCUUCUCUAAGCUCUUACGAGCUGAACUUUCGAAGGGACAAUACCCCAAGAAAACCCCCAAGCCAUAUCGCCAGACCAAGCUUCCAGCAGAUACUCGCUCCGAGUUAUACAGCCUAUCCCCAGUGCGGUUUGGUAGUCAGCAAAUGCUUCUCAGUCCUCGGAAGCAACCGAGAGCUGUGAGCAAAGUCCCCUACAAGGUUCUUGAUGCGCCUGAACUUGCCGACGACUUCUACCUGAACCUGGUUGAUUGGGGCAGUGCCAAUGUCUUGGGAGUUGGUUUAGGUUCAAGCGUCUACAUGUGGAAUGCCCAGACUAGCCGGGUUAAUAAGUUGUGUACUUUGGAGGACGACACUGUUACAAGUGUUUCGUGGAUCCAGAAAGGAACGCAUAUCGCGAUCGGUACCGGGAAAGGGUUGGUACAGAUCUGGGACGCUGAGAAAACCCGGCGCUUGCGCACCAUGACUGGCCACACAGCGCGGGUGGGAUCACUAGCGUGGAAUACUCAUAUCCUCACCUCAGGCUCUCGCGACCGUCUCAUCUAUCAUCGGGACGUUCGGGCUCCCGAUCAAUGGCUCAAAAAUUGCGGUGGCAACGACAACAAGCUCAUGGUAUGGGAUAAGCUAUCAGAAACACCCUUGUGGAAGUUCUCGGAUCAUACCGCUGCUGUCAAGGCUAUUGCUUGGUCGCCUCAUCAGCGUGGUCUCCUCGCUUCUGGCGGUGGAACCGCUGACAGAAGGAUAAUAUUCCACGAUACCGUGCGGGGAGCCGUCAUCAACGAGAUCGAUACGGGAAGCCAAGUCCAGAAUCAAAUUGUCGUCUGGAAGUACCCCUCCAUGACACAGGUCGCAAGUCUAACAGGCCACACAUACCGUGUUCUUUAUCUAGCCAUGAGCCCCGACGGGAGGGUUGUCGUGACAGGUGCCGGGGACGAGACACUCCGAUUUUGGUCGGUUUUUGGCCGUCGCCCCGGCGCUCGGGACGAUGCAGACCCUGGGAGUGGCCGACUUGCCGACUGGGGUGUUAUACGCUAA